CCAGGAUCGAUCACCAUACUGUCUCUCCCUGUCCAGGUAGAGAUGCUCAGCCACUACGAAGCUUCAAAGUUACCAUGCGAUUGUGAAUAUAAAGGAGCGAACCACCCCACUGCUCUGGGUUCAAUAUCAUUUUCAUCCAUCAUCAACUCAACUCAGUCACUCCUUACCCUUUCUCAAGCCUUACCUUACAACUCUGUCACUACCCUCACAACUCUGUCACUACCCUCACAAAUCUGUCACUACCCUUACUACAACUCUAUCACUACCUGAAAUCAUGGCGCGCAUUACCACCUCUACCUUCGCUCUACUCGUCCUCAACCUCUGGACUCUUUGCUGCAAUGCCCAAUAUAGGGUGUGGCGCGCCGACACCAGGGCGCCAAUCGACAUGGAAGCCUCGGAUCGGUUUGCUCCGAGGGGAGCGAGCAUGAUCCUUCAAAUUAUGCCAAAUCUUAGCUUGUGGAACCAUGUACACGGCGCUCUCACCGGCGGAAGUCGGAUGGAUGACGGCUAUGUGUCAACCACAAAUAGCCAGGAGACCGCUAUUGCGUUCCUUAGGACCUUCCAUAACGGCAAUGGCUACAUCUAUGAGAUAGCCGCGACGGCCCAAUUCAUCGAUGUCGCAGCCACCCUUGGACGAUAUAACCCUUAUCCGGAGGAGAGAGAGUUCGCUGCACUCGGCGGCUUCCAAUGGGACCAGGUCGUUCGCCACACACGCUACGUGAACGGGGUACCCGUGGAACCCGCUCAGGAGAACAAUUCAUACAAUGACGACGUGUAUAAUCAUUCUCAGCCGACAAUGGGCGAACCCGAGCUCGCCGGCUUCCCUGAAACUCAUGAAGCCUGGGGCCUGCAUCCUUGGAAUGCAUUUGCCCUCGGCGGCCCCAAUUGUGCUGGCGGUAGAAAGGUGCGCUCCCUUGAGAACCGCGCGGGCGGCUCGAUCUACCACGACGGAAGAUGCCACCCCAUCAAUAGUGCCUACAAAGCUGCGAACCUCUGGAAGGCCAAGGUAUGCGAUCAGCAGAAGAAGUGCGGCUAAACGUCCCGGGUCGGCCACGGUGCUUGAGCUUGUUGCGUCGGCAGGGAUGUUAGCAUCCAGCCAUGUUUUUCGAAGUAGUACUGGAAUUUUUACACUACCGUCUAUGCGAUCUGGUUUGAGCCUCAUGACUCCAUAGCGUUUAGAUAGACACAGAGUGAUGGGGUGGGAGCUUUUAAGGAGAGGGGAGAAGAGGAAGUCACAUAGGGCUGGUGUUAGCUUCGCCACAUUGUCAUUUUUUUCUUCAACCAUGUACAUAGCUUUUCCGCCUACAUCAUCCAUCUUGUUCACUUGUUUAACCAUA
Diaporthe batatas is the source of this 1337-nucleotide messenger RNA. RefSeq lists its product as uncharacterized. The transcript has a single exon. Lineage: Eukaryota; Fungi; Ascomycota; Sordariomycetes; Diaporthales; Diaporthaceae. The coding region runs from base 275 to 1036 and encodes 253 amino acids. Gene Ontology annotation, molecular function: toxin activity. The record is from RefSeq and is a predicted model, not a curated record.